Molecule: messenger RNA, 2856 nt
Organism: Carassius gibelio (silver crucian carp)
Lineage: Eukaryota; Metazoa; Chordata; Actinopteri; Cypriniformes; Cyprinidae
Product: zinc finger protein 395-like
Exons: 10
Coding region: 537-1832 (431 amino acids)
Biological process (GO): regulation of transcription by RNA polymerase II
Cellular component (GO): nucleus
Molecular function (GO): DNA-binding transcription factor activity; RNA polymerase II cis-regulatory region sequence-specific DNA binding
Source: RefSeq, a predicted model, not a curated record
UGGGAGAAAAACCCGGCACCGGAUUACACUGAACGGUUCAUCUCUGUGGAGACGGAAGCAAUGCGAAUUAAAACUAAAUCAAACAGACUCUCGCAUCGUCUAUGUCAUGUAAAGUGAACACUGUAGAUUAGAACAGACCGCUUUAAUAGCGGUGUUCUUACGGUCUGGUGCUUCAUCAAACAUGUACAGUUUCGUGUAACCCCACCACUCCAGUCCGGGAUUUUGAAUACCUAAACGCAAGCCGAUCUGGGCUCUGAAAAAGGAAAAUUUCAAGUUACAGCCGGUCAGAGCGACGAGUGAGCCUUGUGGAAAGGGGGUGUGUUGAAAUUUGGCGAAGGUACGUGCGCAGCGUUCAUUGAAAGUUUUUCUCCUGUUUUAAUGCAUUCGUGUCUUAUUGUUGCUCUAUGUGCUUCUCAAUCAAGACUGCAUUGUUCGGUGCACUUGAGCUUCCUGUUCGUUGUCUGAAUAGUGCUGCUGAAUCUCCAUCAGGAGUUCUUCAAAGCAGUCGAGAAGAUACACGGUGCUAGGAUCGCAAAAUGGUACCGAAGAACAGGCUUGGAAAGCGGUCCCCACUGGGCACCCUGGUGUGUGGUUCCUCAGCAGAGGGCCUGACAGAAACGGGACCCCAUGGGUGCCCAGACAGUGGGCUUCACAGAAGCAAGCUUUACCCGGGACAAAAGGUUUAUGUGCACUGUGGCGGCCAAGAAUGUGGAGGAGUGGUCGAACAGCAUAACCACGUGGACAAUGAAGUGUCUAUCUUCCUGCCGCAGCUCAACCAGCACGUUCAUCGCAAGCUGGAAGACGUGUGGACGAGCCCCACGACCAGUCACACCGCCUCAGUCUCCUCGUCCAUUGAUGUGCCAAGAAGGAGUCCUGAGACAGUGGACAUGGAUGAAAUUAUGGCUGCAAUGGUGCUUACAAGUCUGUCGUGCAGUCCAGUCGUCCAACACUCGGCUCCAGGGAGUGCAACUCAAGCUUUGUGUAGAAUGGAAAAUGGUGCUAUCGAACCAUCUGAUGGUGGAUAUUGGAGCUGCGACCAUGGAAACGGAAGCCCCGCCCCAUCCCCACCCAUCGCAGAGGUGGACAAGAGUACCCCUGUCGUCGAUGAAGGCCUGGACAUGGAACUAGAUCAAGUGUUGUUCAACGAGCCAAUGCCAAGGAAACGCAAGAACUCUGUAAAAGUUGCAUAUCGGUGCUUGUGGCCAAAUUGUGGAAAGAUUCUGACCACAGUAGUGGGCAUCAAACGUCACAUUAGAAAUUCUCAUCUUGGACAAAGUGAUGAGCACUCCCUAAGGGAAGAAGACUUCUACUACACUGAAGUCUAUCAGGACUUGGAACAAACAACUCCCUCUGGUGGCCACCGGCCUUUCUGCACUUCUCCAUCCAGUCCCAGCCGGCUCACGCCCCCACCUCCCUCCACCCCAGACAUGCUCCAGCACACCCCGCUCAGUCAGUCCGCCCCGGGCAGCUUCUGGCAGGUCCAUUCUGAGCACUCUUACCAGGCUCCUCCAUCCGUUCAGGUUGUCACUCAGAGCAAACCAGUGUCUGUUCCAGUGUCCUGUCAUCGGACUCCAUCUCUCACAGUUCACCAAAGCAAACAGGGCUCACCAUUCCGCCGUCGUUCAGUUAGUGUUGGUGAACAGUGGCUCCAAAAUAACAAUGCCACCUUCAGGCCACAUCCUGCCAGUGUUUCACCUCCAAGAAACCAUUGCACUUCAAGGAGGAUUCGGGGUGAAGCCAAGAAAUGCCGAAAGGUGUAUGGCAUUGAACACCGAGACCAGUGGUGCACUGCCUGCCGCUGGAAAAAGGCCUGUCAGAGAUUCCUCGACUGAUUCCUUCUUUAGAUCGAUGGAAACAGAACACUAACCUUACAGAGACCCCCAAAAGGGCAUCUUACCUGGAACUAUGGUUCAAAGAAACCAAAAGAGCACCUUGUGACUUAACACUUUUUCUACUUUUUAUCGCGAUUGUGUUUUUUGAAUUGUGCUAAGGAACCAUGUAGGUGCUGGAAGAAUGAUAAAGCAAAAAGGAUGCAGUCUUCCUAUCUCUUAAAUCAAGAACUGAUGAAGUCUGACGUUCUUUUACAAGCAGCCAUCUACUUUUUGUAUAGUGUGAUGUAAACAGUGUCGACAUAAGACAUGGAUGGAAAGUUUACCUAUCAUUCCAACGUAAUUACUGAUAUGAGACAGGAGGUCUUUACCGUGGUCCAUUGCUUUCAAGGGCCUAAUUGGCAGCUUAUGGUUAAUUGUAGAUAAACAAGAAAGAGGAAUACAUUUUAUUAAUGGCAUAUAACGUUUGUUCAUGUUUGCCAUGUUUACUUGCUGAGAUGCAGUUUUUCUUUCUUCGGUUUCCAGUGCAAAAUUUUAUCAAGCAAACUUUUGAAAAGGAAAAAAGCAUUUUGUAUUACGAUUUUGAUAUCUGCGAUGUGUUAAAUCGUAUGUCAUGUCAUUAUCUGUGUAUUUGUGUCACAGGUUAUACUUCUGUGGAAUGAGACGAUUCACUUUUGUCACCUCAAUAUUAAGGAUUUUUCUGUGUAAACAUGCAUGAUCUGAUACAGUUAUUCGUUUACUUUUGUGCUUUUGCCCCAGUCUGCUCACUGGCUGUCCACCUGUUUGGAUUGUGUUCUUGCCAAAUAGUGUGUAAGCAAGAUAAUACAUCAUAUACAACUCUGCAAAAAUCAAUCUGUUGACCAUUUAUGCUAAACAUGUUACAAACUGUUUGAUUGGUUCAUACUCUUAAUACUGGGUCCAAAUUCUUUGUUGAACACUUCUAUACAUCAUUUUUUUUUUUUAAUGUGUAGCUCAACAUCUUUUGCAAAGCUUGAUGCUUUGACAACAUAAAUCUGAAUGUACCUUA